AUGCUGCUGCUGCUGCUGGCCCUGCUCUGGGGGAGGGCGGGGGUGCAGGGACAGGGAGGGUACUGGCAAGGUUACACGCUGCGAGUGCAGAGGAAGGUGACGGUGCAGGAGGGGCUGUGCGUCCACGUGCCCUGCUCCUUCUCCUACCCCUGGGAUGGCUGGACUGACUCUGACCCCGUUUAUGGCUACUGGUUCCGGGAAGGGCCCAAAUCACACCAGGAGGCUCCAGUGGCCACAAACGACCCAGCUAGGAAAGUGCAGGAGGCGACCCAAGGCCGAUUCCACCUCCUCGGGGAUCCCGGGAGGAACAACUGUUCCCUGAGCAUCAGAGACGCCACGAGGAGGGACGAAGGGUCAUACUUUUUUCGGGUGGAGCGAGGAACCGUGAAAUGGAACUAUAUAUACAACAAGCUCUUUGUACACGUGACAGCCCUGAACCACACGCCCGAUAUCCUCCCCCCGGGGACCCUGGAGUGUGGCCGCCCCUGGAACCUGACCUGCUCUGUGCCCUGGGCCUGUGAGCAGGGGACGCCCCCCAGCAUCUCCUGGGAGGGGGCCUCUGUGGCUUCCCAGGGCCCCACCAUUGGCCGCUCCUCGGUGCUGACCCUCAUCCCUCAGCCCCAGGACCACGGCACCAGCCUCACCUGCCAGGUGACCCUGCCUGGGGCCAAUGUGACCACAACAAGGACCAUCCACCUCAACGUGUCCUACUCUCCUGAGAACUUGACCGUGACUGUCGUCCGAGGAGACGGCUCAGCACCCACAGCUGUGGGGAACGGCUCAUCUGUGUCAGUCCUGGAAGGCCAGUUCCUGCGCCUGGUCUGUGCUGCUGACAGCAACCCCCCUGCCAGGCUGACCUGGACCUGGGGGAGCCUGACCCUGUGCCCCUCGCAGCUCUUGAGCCCUGGGGUGCUGGAGCUGCCUCGAGUGCACCUCAGGGAUGAAGGACAAUUCACCUGCCGAGCUCAGAACCCUCUGGGCUCCCAGCACGUCUCCCUGAGCCUCUCCCUGCAGAGCACAGUGCGGCCCGUCUCAGGGCUGACGCUGGGGGCUGUCUGCGGAGCUGGAGCCACAGCCCUGGUCUUCCUGUCCUUCUGCAUCAUCUUCUUCGUAGUGAGGCCCUGCAGGAGGAAGGAGGCAAGGGCAGCAACCGGCAUGGGUGACAUGGUUGUGGAGAAGGCAGACGCUGUCAGGGGUCCAGCCUCUCUGAGCGUCCCUAUCGAACCCCUGGAGGAACACAGCUCCCCAGAUCAGCCUCCCCCAGCCGUGGCCGCCCACUUCUCAGGGCAGGAGCAGGAGCAGGAGCUCCAUUAUGCCUCUCUCAGCUUCCAUGGCAUGAAGCCUCAGGACCCGCAGAGACAAGAGGUCACCGGCAGUGAGUACUCGGAGAUCAUGAUCCACAAGUGAGAAACUGGGGCGACUCGGCCCUGGUUGAGGGAUCCCGUCCCCUCGAGCAAAGGAGAUGUCAGAGGCUGAUUCUUGUAGACUCCAAAGCCCUCUAGAGCCUCGCGCUGUGCAAUAGAACAUCAGAGCUUAUUCCUCCUGUCCAACAGGGACUGUACCCUCUAAUAGCUCCCCUUUCCCUGUACACCAGCCCACACGCUGGUACCCAGUAGUCUACUCUCUAAUUCUGUGUGUUUCACUUUUUUAGACCUACAUAUGAGUGAGAUCAUAUGGUAUUUGUCUCUCU
This is a messenger RNA of Propithecus coquereli (Coquerel's sifaka), 1690 nucleotides long. RefSeq names its product sialic acid-binding Ig-like lectin 8. The coding region runs from base 1 to 1407 and encodes 468 amino acids. Gene Ontology annotation, molecular function: sialic acid binding. NCBI's taxonomy places the organism in Eukaryota, Metazoa, Chordata, Mammalia, Primates, Indriidae. Gene Ontology annotation, cellular component: plasma membrane. The transcript has 7 exons. The record is from RefSeq and is a predicted model, not a curated record. Gene Ontology annotation, biological process: cell adhesion.